AUGGGUUUCACAAUUGCACAAGGACUCAUGUUAGUGCUGCUAAUUGCUUCCACAAUGGCAGUUAGCAUAGCCUGGCCAUUUGGGAAUUCCAAUAAUACAAAAACUUCCAACAGGAUCAUUGUGGGUGGCUCGAAUGAUUGGAAAUAUGGCUUUGACUACACCAAAUGGGCAAUCAAACAUGGCCCUUUCUACCUAAAUGACACUCUAGUUUUCAAAUAUGAUCCACCAACUCCAAACACAUUUCCUCACAAUGUUUACUUGCUACCAAACCUUGAGAGCUUCAUUAAAUGUAAUUUUACAAAUGCCCAGAAGGUGGCGAAUGAGACACAAGGAGCUGGUGAGGGCUUCGAGUUUGUGCUGAAAAGGCCAUGGCACCCUCAGUACUUUGCUUGUGGUGUGGGCGCUCAUUGCUCGAAUGGAACCAUGAGGUUCUUUGUGUUGCCAAUACAACAUAAUGAGUGUCUUUGUUUUCUUCUUCGGAUUCAUAUUAAGGGAUUGAUUGCUCAUUUUAUAGUUUAUGAGUCACAUUCUAAACCAGGUGAUUUUCUAGGUGUCAUUCUGCAUACUUGA
This is a messenger RNA of Quercus lobata, 570 nucleotides long. RefSeq lists its product as uncharacterized. Gene Ontology annotation, molecular function: electron transfer activity. The coding region runs from base 1 to 570 and encodes 189 amino acids. The record is from RefSeq and is a predicted model, not a curated record. The transcript has 4 exons. NCBI's taxonomy places the organism in Eukaryota, Viridiplantae, Streptophyta, Magnoliopsida, Fagales, Fagaceae.